UACCACUACCCUACAUAACCACAGCACAGCAUCUCUUCAUUCAUCAUGGCAGAACCAACUCUCCACCCUCCGGAUUUCUCCUCGUAUCUGGAUCAAUCCCAAAGUCCUUUAUUCUCCAUUCUUCCGGCGGAAAUCCGCAGCGAAAUCUUUACCUACGCCCUGUCAGGCUUCGAGGACACCGGCCGCUUGUACAGUCGGGAAACCUACUGGACGAGGCCAGGCUAUUCUGCUCCCCAUAGAACCUGCACCGAUCUUCUUCGCACCUGUAAACGCGUGUAUCUUGAAUCAUGGUUUAUGCCUUUCGCCUGCGCGGAACAUGCUUUUUAUUUGACGGCCCGCGAUCGAGCGCCGGGACAGCUGCCCCGUGACCGCUUUGCCCAGUUCCUCAAGAUCAUCCAUGAUAAUCACGGCGAGGUAGAGACGGGACGUAUUCGCAUCUUUGCGCAGCUUUAUGUGCUGGAACCUGGGGGAGAGAUCGGCGAUAUCAUGAACAUGAAGCAUUUUCACCCGAGAAGCAUUACUGUGACUUUGAGGUAUACCGACUUCUGGCACUGGGAGGAAAAUGCGCCACUUUAUGUGGAUUCCAAAUGGGUCAAUGUGAUGCGCCUACCUGAUAGUGUGACGAGCUUUACGGUGGACUUUGAGAGUCUGGAGCGCCGAAAGGCAGAAGUUGAUAUAAUUUCUACUUUGGCAGCCGAAUCGUGGUUCUUUCAGCGGGACGAUGGCGCCGUGCUGACGGCGAAGCGGUCGGAUAUAAAAAUUUCCACCUGGACGGGGAGUUCCAUGUUGGGCUCAGCGCGCUGGAUCAAGUAUGAGGCGCGCCCGGGUCAGCUAGAUUAUUACAUCGCGAGUGUAACCUGGCAUCUUGACUCGCGCCCUGAGGUGGACUGGUCCAAGCCUCGUCCGGAGCUCACGCUGCCGCAAGACUUUGUACAGGUCACCCCUCCACCUACUCCGUGGAUUACCAUUGGAGAGCGUGAUAUGCGUUCAGUAGGUAUACGGCUUGAUACACCUGUGGAGCAAGCUAUAGCUGCAGUGCGCAACCAUCGACGCCGGCGGCUAGGGCUCGCAGUCGAAGCCUGAGUCGCGGGCCUCAUGGCAUUGGCAGAUCCUCGUUAAAGGCGUUCCAAAAAGAAUGUGCCUUGUUUUGUACACAGAUGGCUUUUCUUGUUCAUCAGCUAUACAAGCUAAAUGUCACUACAUUUGAUGGUUUCAUGAUCUUCACCAGUUUGUUCGGAUCAUAUGCUGUCUUCGUUUUCUGUCUCUGGGCGCGAUUAUUUGUUGCAGUAAUUAGGAUUUCAUGAAUUGUGCUUUCGCUACCCUUUAAACAGAUUCAAAAUACCUCAUGUGAGAUUGCUGCAAGCGCAUAUAUACAUAUCGUUUCACUUUCGACAGUCAUAUAUGGUUAACUCGAGGCCUCUACCAUCUUCUUGAGUCCUUGAUCAAUAGCCUCGGGAGAUCUCCAGUCAGACCAUGUAUGAUCCAAGAUA
This is a messenger RNA of Aspergillus ochraceoroseus IBT 24754, 1490 nucleotides long. RefSeq lists its product as uncharacterized. The record is from RefSeq and is a predicted model, not a curated record. The transcript has a single exon. Bases 46 to 1083 code for a protein of 345 amino acids. NCBI's taxonomy places the organism in Eukaryota, Fungi, Ascomycota, Eurotiomycetes, Eurotiales, Aspergillaceae.